AUGUCGAGAAACUACGAAAAGCUCGUCAAGGGAGCGACUAAACUAAAGUUGGCUCCCCCUAAAGCCAAAUACGUGGAGCCGCUUCUAGCCGGUCUCCGACAUACGGAUGACUUGCGAUCCAUUAUGAGCUGCAUUUCGCGGCGACUAGACGACUCCGCAUACUCGGUGGUGUUCAAGUCGCAUAUUCUGCUGCACAUUAUGAUCCGAGAAGGUCCCCCCAACUCGGUACUCAAGUACCUCAAACGACACCCCAACAUGCUCGAUUGCCAAGGUAUUCGACGACAACGAGGCGGAGGGCUUGAUGGUGGCUCUGAGGCAUCCGUUGAGGGUCUUCUUCGCUACAACAACUAUCUCCAAGUGCGAGCGUUGCGAUUUGACGAACAAAAGGGCGACUACGUAAGACCCAAGUAUCUCCACCGAGAUGACGAUCUCAAAUUUCUGUCUGUUGAGAAGGGCCUGCUCAAGGAGUGCCAGUCAAUUCUCGACCAGCUUCUGGCCCUGCUCAAGUGCCGAUACUACGAAGAGGAACUGAACGAAGACACUCUUCUGACGGCGUUCCGUCUGCUGGUGGAAGAUGUACUCGUGCUCUACGAAACGCUCAACCAGGGCGUCAUCAACGUGCUGGAGCACUACUUUGAAAUGUCGCGAUACGAUGCCGAAAAGGCGCUCAAAAUCUACCAAAAGUUUGUCAAAAUCACGUCGCAGGUGGUGUCAUACCUCAAGACCGCCAAGCAGAUGGAGUACGCUACCAAGAUCCAUGUACCCAACAUCAAGCACGCGCCUACCUCGCUGGCAGACUCGUUGGAGGACUAUCUGAACGACCCCGACUUUGAUCUCAUUCGACGACAGUAUCUGGCUGAGAAGGAGGCCCGGGAGACCGAGAAGCGAGGAAAUGGCUACAGAAAGUCGUCUGAUGCCACUGUUCGUGGCAGCGGAGUAGACCGAACUGCUUCCCAGCGACGUUCUGUGUCCCAGCCCUCUCCCUCAGAGGCCGCCGCUGCUCAGCAGAUUCAACAGCAGGCUCUACAGCAGCAGCAACAGCAGUAUCAGCAGCAGCAGUUCCAGCAGCCCACUCAGAUGCAGCAGCCCUUGGUGGACCUGUUUGGACCUUCCGGAAUCCAGAUGCAGGAGACCAGUAUACAGAUGGACACCCAGGCAGCGAUUUUGCAGCAGCAGCAGCAGCAGGCCCAACAACAGGCCGCUCUCCAGCAACAACAAGCCCAGCAGCAGGCUAUGGCUCAACAGCAGGCUCAGCAGCAGGCUCAGCAACAGGCUAUGGCUCAGCAGCAGGCUCAACAGCAGGCUCUGGCCCAGCAACAAGCCCAGCAGCAGGCUCAGCAGCAGGCUCAGCAGCAGGCUCAACAACAGCAACAGCAGCAGUUUGGCCACAACCCCUGGGGUCCUCCACAGCAGCCUCAGCAGCAGAUGUUCCAGCAACAGCCUCAGCAGCAACAGCAGAACACAAUCAUCCCCGUUCAGCAGCAGCAGCCCUUGUUGCAACAGCAGACUACUGGUUCCAACCCCUUCAGAAAGUCCAUGCUCCAGCAGCCCAUGCAGCAACAGCCCAUGCAGCAACAGCCCAUGCAUCAACAGCCCAUGCAGCAACAACCGAUGCAGCAGCAGAACAUGCAGCAGCAGCACACUGGAGGCCACAACCCGUUCGGAUCGCUGUCUAGAGCGCCCUCCACCUCGUCCACUCUCUACUCUAUUUCUGAACCCACUACGACGCCGACGUCUCCUGCUAUGACUGCCCCUAACGCCUCUGUGGCUGCUUCUCCGGCCUCUGUGGCUUCGUCCUCGGCCUCCAUGCCUGCCGGUCAUCUCAUUCAGCAGACCACAGGCACCAACCCGUUUGCAUCUGGCGGCAUGGCCGUGUCUCAGGCUCCCAUGAUGCAGCAGAACAACGGUUUUGGCCAGCAGCAGCAGCAGCCUCUGGUUCAGCAGCUGACGCAACAGACUACCGGAUAUAACCCCUUCCGAAAGUCCAUGGCCCAGCAGCAGUUUCAGACGCCCAUGUACAACCCUUCGUUUGGUGGCCUGGAGCAGCUGCAGACCAACCCCGUGUUCCCUCAGACCCAGCAUGCCCAGCAGCAACAGCAGCAGCAGCAACAGUUUGGUUUCUAG
This is a messenger RNA of Yarrowia lipolytica CLIB122, 2124 nucleotides long. RefSeq lists its product as uncharacterized. Lineage: Eukaryota; Fungi; Ascomycota; Dipodascomycetes; Dipodascales. Gene Ontology annotation, biological process: vesicle budding from membrane; clathrin-dependent endocytosis; clathrin coat assembly. Gene Ontology annotation, cellular component: clathrin-coated pit; clathrin-coated vesicle. Gene Ontology annotation, molecular function: SNARE binding; phosphatidylinositol-4,5-bisphosphate binding; clathrin heavy chain binding. The record is from RefSeq and is a predicted model, not a curated record.